Molecule: messenger RNA, 2832 nt
Organism: Asterias rubens (European starfish)
Lineage: Eukaryota; Metazoa; Echinodermata; Asteroidea; Forcipulatida; Asteriidae
Product: thyroid transcription factor 1-like
Exons: 2
Coding region: 272-1393 (373 amino acids)
Biological process (GO): cell differentiation; regulation of transcription by RNA polymerase II
Cellular component (GO): nucleus
Molecular function (GO): DNA-binding transcription factor activity, RNA polymerase II-specific; RNA polymerase II cis-regulatory region sequence-specific DNA binding
Source: RefSeq, a predicted model, not a curated record
GUGAUAGUAAACAGCCCGUUCAAGUAUGCAGUGUGGUAGUUCUUGACGUGGGCCGGUCCAUCCAUCCAUCCACAAUACGUGAGUGAGUACUGAGCACGGGGGGAAUUCACCCACCGUCAUCACACACACACACGUAUCGUGCAAGGAGACUCAAGCAAGAUAAAAACCAGCGCUGAUCCACUCUAAGCUAAUCUACUAACCAGGGACACACCGGGAGUGAGUGGUCGAGUUUCGUCGAUCCCGUUCGCUGCCCGCUCCGCGCCGGCAAGUCAUGUCAUUGAGCCCCAAGACACAUUCGACUCCAUUCUCGGUCACAGACAUCCUGAGUCCGCUAGAGGAAUUUGGCUACAGGAAAUCCAUGCUGGAUCCAAGUGGGAACUUCAUGACCACCAUGCAGCCCACCUACCGUAGCCCGCAACACUCACAGAACAUGCAGUCGUCUAUGAACGUACCCGUGAGCAACCCGUACCACAUGCACGUCCCUCAGCUUUCCCAUCCGCCUCUCGGGACCACGUACUGCAACGGGUCCGUCGGAGAACUCUCCCACUACAACGAGCAUGUUCGGCAAUCGGCUUCGAGCUGGUACGGCGCUAACCCGGACCCAAGAUUUUCAAUCUCUCGCUUGAUGAAUCCAGCCUCUCCAAUGAAUAUGAACAUGAACAUGAACAUGAAUAUGAAUAUGAAUAUGAACAUGAGUAUGCCGGGCCUCGGUGGCGAUCUAUCCAAGCCAAUGUUGCCAUCUGCUCAGCGUCGUAAGCGACGGGUGCUCUUCUCUCAAGCCCAAGUCUACGAACUAGAGCGUCGCUUCAAACAACAAAAGUACCUCUCAGCCCCAGAGCGGGAGCACCUAGCUAGCCUCAUUAAUCUCACACCAACCCAGGUCAAGAUCUGGUUCCAGAACCAUAGGUACAAGAUGAAGAGACAGACCAAGGAGAAGAACAUGGCAGACAACAAUAGUGUUUGUCAUCAGUCACCAAGACGUGUAGCUGUCCCCGUUCUGGUCAAAGACGGGAAGCCGUGUAACGGCUCGUCCAACGGCAGCAGCAGCGGUGGUUCGGCACAGGACAGUGCGAGUCCUCAACUCGGAGAUGAUGCCCACAGCACGGGUAGCGACCACGGUAACACCAUGCCGAGUGCCCAUCACGUACCGUCACAUCAAAUCUCAUCGACCGUACAACAACAGGCUCACCUGACUCCGUCAGUUCAUAAGCAAGUACCGGUGAAUUCCACGUCGUCUUGCAGCGGACAUGGUGUCAGCGCUAACACGGGGCAGGGGGUAACUUCAUCCCAUUCCCCGCACCAUCAACCCGUAGCAAUGAACCCUUACCAUUCAAUGAAUGGUACCAACAUGUCCUCAGCCGCACCGUUCCUUUUGCACGGCAGAACAUGGUGACAAUAAUCGUUUUUAAAUAGCUCGAUAUGAACUCUUAGUUUUCCGUGUAACCCUGGAAUGGUUGAAAACUAAAAACUGAUUUUUUUUUUAUAAUACCAAAAAACAAUUUACCACCCAAUACCUCGAAUUCGGUUGGUGGUUUGAACUCCCAGUGAGAGCGCGAGUAUUUGAGUCCAAACAUUUUCUGAAACUACGGCGUGGUGACAUGUUAUCAUAGUAACAUUACUGUAUCUAUAAUUAUAAGCAGAUACUAUUAUUAUGAAACAUUCGUAAGAGAGUUUCAAGAAUGCCAAACUUUGAUCAGAUGAUGGAAUCAAAACACUCUGUGUAGUUUUUGUACAACUUGGGAUGAGUUUAGUCUCUGCGGUGAGGUGAGUCUAUCGUGUAUGUGUCCAGCGUGAACUUAUUUCAGCCUGAAAUUAACGUCUGAUUUUCGCUGCUUUACCUAUCAAGUAAAAACUUUUUGUUUUGUUUGAACUAAUUGGGAUCAGAAGGGCGGUGGCUGUUUUUUCUUUUUAUAGAAUUAACUUUUAGAACCCGUACCAGGUGUGUAGAAAGAGUAGAACUUAUAAUUUAUUACUGUUGUUUGGAAUAAUGUAUUUCAUGGGCACGUCUGUAGAAGAGUUUGUGAAAACAGUUUAAAAAUAUUUCUUUUGGGAAAACAAACAUUAUUCUUUUUUUGAUGAGUGGUUACCGAAAGAAAACUUAGCGGAGAACCGACUCUGUUCAUUUAUUAUUGUUCUGUCCCUUUCCCACUGUUUAUGUCCAGUUAGAAAUAUCACCCAAAGGUCUACACACAAAAACGUUAUAUACGAAAGAAGUUACAAGAUAAUUAUUUACAGCCCGUAAUCAUUUCAAGCCAAGCAAGUUAGUUUUCUCACCUUUCCCGUGGUAGCCUACUUAAUUUAUCAACAUAUUGAGAACAUUGCUUACAAAAUGUGAAACAUCAAGGUACUGCAGAUGACAACACAUUCAUUCUGAUUCAAAAUGUUGUAUAGCUUAUCAAAUUCGACACUUUAAUUCAUUUGUUUGGACAUGACUUACUAAAACACCGAGAUUUGAUCUUCUUUCAAAACGACAACAUCGGAUACAUCAGAUUAUCACGCCACGUCGCCACAUUAUGCUUGUUGUUUUUUGCAUCUAUGGCAGCUAUUUGUUAACUGACUGCAGGUCAGAAAUAUAUCUAAUCAAAUUGAUAACAACCAACGAACGUUUUUGUAUUAUCAACUUAUUUAUUUAUAUUUUUAGUCUCCUUCUAGUUUAAUCUAACAAAAUGGGUUAGAGAUUGUUGGGAUUUCCAAUAAGAAAGAUAAAAUCACGGGAUGCAUCUUCAGGAAAAUUUCCUCAAAUAAUUUGGUUUCGUUCAGCAGUUUAAAAAACAAAAUCAAUUUAGACCUCUUUUAUUUGAUUUUCUUUUAAAUCUUUGUUUUUCUUUCUUA